Molecule: messenger RNA, 2004 nt
Organism: Phaeodactylum tricornutum CCAP 1055/1
Lineage: Eukaryota; Bacillariophyta; Bacillariophyceae; Surirellales; Neidiaceae
Exons: 1
Coding region: 194-1927 (577 amino acids)
Molecular function (GO): oxidoreductase activity
Source: RefSeq, a predicted model, not a curated record
UUCAGACCCGCUAGUUUGUACGAUGCAAAUCAGCUUCUAGAGAGACGAUACAUUGCCGGAUUACCAACACGUACAAAGUGUUAAUUGUGUCCAUGCCUGAGUGUAUCUAGUAGAUAUAGAUACUUUUGGUAGGAAGCUGCCUGCUGCGACCGCAGAAACGCCUCACUGUCAAUCGAUAUAUCCACAGAAUCGAAUGUCUAGUACAUCGUUAACCGCUCGGGAAAAUUGUGACACAAACGAUGUGAACGCUGUAGAGUUUGUAAAAGUGGCCAUCGUUGGAGCGGGAGCUUCUGGGCUGCAGUGUGCUCACACAUUAAUUCGAGACUUUGGCUUCGCCCCGUCCGAUAUUGUAAUUUUGGAAGCGCGUGAAAGAGUAGGAGGUCGCCUUUACACCACGAUGGAAACAAGAAGAGGCCUGGAUGGAACUUCGUUGCAUUUUGCCAUGGAUCACGGUGCGGCAUGGGUACACGGAACUGGCCUCGAUUGGGAAGCUCCACUGAGUAAAGAAGAUCGCUCCUUCCCUAUGAGGAAUCCCAUGAUGGCGCUCUUGGAAAAAGCUACACCUUCAGGCGAGUCCGUAUAUGAAAGGCAUUUGAACCCGAUCUUUCUAGGCAAUCCUUGGAUGCGACCCCAAAGUAUAGCGCACGGCGCCAAUCAGAUCGUUUUGUAUGUAAAUGGACAAGAGCUCGCUAAAGAUUCACCAUUGAUCUCGUUAGCGCUUAAACGCCAUUACGCUCUUUUGGACCGUGUUUCGGAUGUUGGUAACACCAUGUUUGAACAAGGAGAAGGCAUGGAGACGACAAUUCAAAGCGUGAAAGAAACAAUUUCAAAGAUUCAAGACGAGCCAAAUUUUCGAUCGGAACUAGAACGUUUGUCCGAGGAUGACAUGGAACAGGUACUUGCUUUAACCCCUUUUUAUCUGCACAUGAUCGAGUGCUGGUACGGAAAGGAGACUUCGGAUUUACAGCUCUGCGAGUUUGUCGAUGACAAACUGAAUGACGAUAACGCCGAUGAGACAUACACUGCGGAGGGCGACUUUUAUGGACCACACUGUACCUUGAAGAAGGGUAUGAGUUCGAUUUUGGAACCUUUACUACGAGAUGGCGUGAACAAGCGGAUACGAUUGAAAGAGGAAGUCAUUAAGAUAUCCAACGAGACUAACACCGUCCUUCUAAACACGGUCUUAGGGACGCAAAUCAGGGCGAAUGCGUGCGUACUAACCCUCCCAGCUGGUUGUUUGAAAGAGACUGAAGGUAGGUACAAAUUCUUUGAACCUGCAAUGAGCGCGAGCAAGCUUGAAGCAAUCAGUCACAUGAGCAUGGGCAGCUACAAAAAAGUUUUCUUAACUUUUGAUCGUAUAUUCUGGCCGAAGGAAGAGGCGUUUCUGGGGAUGAUCCGUAAAAGCUCUUUCCAGACGUCAGAUGAGCCGCCUGGUAACUGCAUGCUUUUCGACAAUUUAUGGGCGCGAAAUGAUAUUCCUUGCAUUGAAGCUGUCCUGUCUGGAUCUGCCGGAAGCUGGGCCGUCGGAAAAAACGACGAGAUUAUUCGAGACCACGUUCUUUCAUUUAUGAAGGAUGCCAUGGGUAUCGCUGACGAAAUUUCGUCAUAUUGUCAAGACUGUCAAGUCACCCGCUGGGAAGAAGACCCUUAUAGUCGAGGCGCGUAUUCAUCGAUGUCACUUGGAGCGUUGAAUCGGCACGUGGAAGAAUUGAGAAAUCCGGAAUGGGAAGGACGCCUCAUAUUCUCUGGGGAAGCUACAGUCACAGAGUUUGCAGGCAGCGUACAUGCGGCGCUCUUUAGCGGACGCAAUUCUGCCGAGAAAGUCAACGAAUAUUGUACACUCGUAGAAGCGAAAUUAUGUUGCUCUCAGCUAGAUGAUGCGGCUGAUAAGAUUGGAUUCCUAAAGCCGUCGAAACUCAAUUGGUAGCAACUCGUUUGAAAAGAAAGGUGCCUUUCCAGUACUUCCAUUAGUGAUAAAUGUAUACUAGCUGGCAGGUUUAUUUC